Vitis vinifera (wine grape) is the source of this 2408-nucleotide messenger RNA. Its product is annotated as transcription factor GAMYB. The coding region runs from base 505 to 2079 and encodes 524 amino acids. Lineage: Eukaryota; Viridiplantae; Streptophyta; Magnoliopsida; Vitales; Vitaceae. The transcript is spliced from 4 exons. The record is from RefSeq and is a predicted model, not a curated record.
AGAGUCUGAGUCAAUCCCACAGUUGAUUCAGUCAGCCACUCUCUCUCUCCAAUUCCCACAUAUUCGAGGAGAGAGGAGAGAGGAGAGAGAAUGGUAUGGGGUUGAAGGAGGGAUGAAAUCUACAUGGGCUUCUCUCCUUGUAUAUCUCUUCUAUUUUCCCUCUUCUUUUACCAUUUUUUUUAAUUUUAUUUUUUAAUUUUCGGACCCAAAAGUAAUUUUCAAUAUAUUUUUUGGGCUAUUUCUAAAUGAUUGGACUGUGUACUUCCUCUGUCACAGAUUAUGGUUAGGGGGCUUGGGAUUGUGAGAAACGGUGGUUGAGGGUUCAAGGUAUAGGGUUUAUGGGAUUCUUUUUCAGGUUUAUGAUUGGGUUUUUUUUUUAUUGAAAAAUUUCUUUGGAGGGUUUUGUCGGAUUGUCUUGAUUGUUUGUGGAUAUUUGGAUGUCUUUGGGAUGAUAUCAACUGGCUGUGCUAAUGGUUCUGAGAAGUGGUUGAUAAUCUCAGGAAAAUGGCCGGUGAUCAAGAAGGUUCUCCAUUGGGUGAGGAAGAAGUUGGAAGUGGAGGAAAAUCAGGCGGAGGGGGAGGGGGUCCUCUGAAGAAAGGACCAUGGACCUCAGCAGAGGAUGCAGUUUUGAUAGAUUAUGUCACCAAGCAUGGAGAGGGGAAUUGGAAUGCAGUGAUGAAGCACUCUGGACUCUCCAGAUGUGGGAAAAGCUGCCGCCUCCGCUGGGCAAAUCAUCUGAGGCCGGAUUUGAAGAAGGGUGCUUUCACUCCCGAGGAGGAGCACCGCAUAAUCGAACUCCAUGCCAGAAUGGGAAACAAAUGGGCACGGAUGGCUGCUGAGUUGCCUGGGCGUACAGAUAAUGAAAUAAAAAAUUACUGGAAUACCCGGAUCAAGAGACUGCAGCGUGCUGGCUUACCGAUUUACCCUCCGGAUGUUAGUAUGAAAGCGCUGAAUGGGAGUCAGCAAAGCCAAAGCAUGGGUUCAUUAACCACUGGUGAGGCAAGCCCAUCUGAUCUGUUGCAGGGAAACAGUUUUGAGAUUCCUGCUGUGCAAUUCAAAAAUUUGCAAAAUCCAGGGAUCUAUCCUUAUCCACCGACAUAUUUUGAUAUUCUUCCGAGUGGGUCGCUAACGCAAAAUCUUGGUUCAUCUGAUGGUCAGAACUUUAUGUUUCCAGCAAUGCAUCCCCCCAAACGCUUUCGAGAAUCAGAGACCUUUUUCUCUGGAUUGAAUGAUGAUUUCAGCAAUGCUUUCCCAGCAUUAGAUCUGUAUGAUGAUACAUGUGACAACAAUCCUUAUUAUCUGUAUGAUGAUACAUGUGAGAAGAAUCCUCAGCCAUUUGAGUGGUCUUCUUCAUAUGAUCCUGAUCUAAGCACUAACCUGACAUCCUUAGGUGGACUUCCUGGCAGCCAUGCCCUUUCAAAUGGCAAUUUCUCUUCCGAGCCCAUCUCUGGGGCUAUGAAGGUGGAGCUCCCUUCUCUCCAAUAUUCAGAGGCUCAAGUUGGCAACUGGGGCUCACUUUUCCCAAUGCCUUCAAUUGAGUCUGUUGAUACUCUGAUUCAGUCCCCUCAAACUGAGCAAAUUCAGGUAGAUUGUCUUUCACCAUCCAAAAGUGGCCUAUUGGAAGCAGUAGUUUAUGAAUCGCGGAAUCUGAAAAGGAAGUAUGAUUCAUGCCACCAGGCUUCAAAUACUGCUAUUGAGUGCAAUGAUGUAGUGGGCAAUUUGCCUCUUAAUCCCUAUGAAGCAGAAUGGAAUGUAUAUGUUGACCCAACAUCUCCUUUAGGUAAUUCUGCUGCAUCUGUAUUUAAUGUGCAUACUCCUAUCAGCGGAAGCUCGCCAGAUGAGCCCCAGUCGAUUGAGACCUUGCUAGGGUGCAAAGUUCAUCCAGAACCAGUUAAUCAGAUUGCUACUCACUAUGAUGGAAAGAAAGAAACCCCAAACCAGAUGGACUUAUCCAGGCCUGAUCGUUUGCUUGAUGCGGAUUGGUUUGGACCGGAUACUGAGCGUGGCAGGGAACAAGCUACCUGGAGAGAUGCUCUAAAUGCCCUUCUUGGUGAAGAUAUCAACAGCAACAAGAAGUAAAUGGGUGUUUAACUUGUUACAUCAAACCUGGAUGCAGCCUUGGGUCUUAAUGCAGCAGAGGAAACAUGCAGGCACAGCCAACUUGCUGAAAAUGGUAGUGGCUUUUAUUUUCUUUUCCUCCUAUUCAGGUUUACCAGAUUUUCUCUUGGGUCUUAGGCUGUAUUUCAGGGGGAAAACUUUCCUUGUAUUAGAACCAUGAAAAACAUGUUUACAUUGUGUUGUGUGGUUGUCUUUGGAAGUUGGGGUUUUGCUUUUGAAUAUUAGAAUUCGAUGUUGUCAAACUAUUUUGUGAACUUGUUAUGGUUAUAAUCACCCAUCUUCUGUUUCCA